AUGAGUAAAGAGAAGGCACUAUGGACUACCGAAGAAACCGAAUUGUUUAUUAAAUUAGCUCUCCAGCAAGUUAAGAAAAAUGAGUGUAAAGGCUCUACCUUAUCAAAGGAGGGUUGGGAGGCGCUAAUGCAACAGUUCAAUGCUUUGAGUUCAAGAAGUUAUGAUAAGAAGCAGUUGAAGAAUAAAUGGGACAAUUUGAGGAAAGAUUGGAAUAUAUGGGACAAGCUAUUAAACAAAGAGACCGAUAUAUUAGACUCAGUUCUUGUAAAUGUGCAGGAGAAUCCUGAGUAUAGGAAAUUCAGGCAUAGACCACUUCCAUAUACACAAGAAUUGACACAGUUGUUCCAGCCAGUUGCAACACAGGGCACUUACAUGUGGACACCUGCGGCUGAUGAUCCACAAGAUGUGUACAGGCCUCAAUUGGAUUUGACCGAAGGAUCAGGAGACAGUGAUGAUAUAAGAAACAUUAAUGGAGGAGCUCUACCAGGAAUUGGGCAGGUUAACUUGAAUAAUGCAUACAAUGGUGGUACUAAUUUAGGGAGCAAGCAAAAGAGAGGUGAAAGUGGUCAAAACAAAAAGGGAAAACGUCUUGCAACGGUGAUGGUUGAUUCAGUGAGUCGAUUGGUGUCCACACAAGAGGAUAAGGUUUCAACAUUGAAGUCAAUUCUUAAUUCCAUAGAGGGUGGAACAAAACCAGUUGACCAAAAUGUGUUGGAGGUUGCAAAGGAACUUUAUGGAAUCAAGGAGAUUGCUUAUGAGGAGGUGCUUCUUAGACAGUGUGCUGUGACCUUGCUAGAUAAGACCGCAAGGGACAUGUAUAUUGGGCUUAGGGACAACAGAAGAGCAUUAGUGGCCUAUUUGAGGUGCUUGGGCAAAAAAUGA
Molecule: messenger RNA, 882 nt
Organism: Prosopis cineraria
Lineage: Eukaryota; Viridiplantae; Streptophyta; Magnoliopsida; Fabales; Fabaceae
Exons: 2
Coding region: 1-882 (293 amino acids)
Source: RefSeq, a predicted model, not a curated record